CCGCAAACUCCUUUUCCAGCCCUAGAUGACAUAGCCAUAUUGGUCCAUGUGAAUGUGCCUCACGGGAUAAGAAUGAGGUUUCCCUUCGGCAAAGCCCGCUUGCCUUCAGCCACCAGCUCCGCCAGUGGCGCAGCGUUGCCACCCAUACUGUAUAUCGACUCGAGGGUCACGAAUACCGUACACCCCAGACGAGAUGCUGGAAAUCCUGCAGACCACCAUCAAUCGAGACUUUGAUGGAAAAAUGCAAGUGGAGGGUGGAUUCGAUGGCCCCUUGAUGCGAUGGGUUGCUAGACAUGUAUGCCGCAAGAACACCGAAAGUGGAUGUGGUAAUAUCUUGGGCUUGCGUGCCGAAUUGUCCGCUAUUCUAGAGAGAGCUCGACGUCGACUCGCACAGGACAAGAAUGGGACCUGUCAGAUAGACCCGUACUUCCUCAGUCAAGACGAUCUCUCUGGGCCUGAUACGGAAGACCGUCUGGUGAAGAGUACAGCUUGGGAAAAGUUGCAACGGAUGGUCGGGCUAGAAGAUGUGAAGGAGAGGGUGCGUCGUUUGCAUCAUCUUCUGCGAGACAAUUUUGAACGAGAUGACCAAGGCCAAUUAUUGCUUCCAAUCAACCUCAAUGGCGUUUUCCUGGGCCUCCCCGGGACAGGCAAGACGACGGUAGCGAAGCUAUAUGGCCAGAUUCUGGUUGACUUGGGCUUGCUGAGCGAAGGGAAAGAAACACCAGCAGACCUUCUUGGGCAGUAUAUCGGUGAUUCCGAAAAACACACCCGAGAAGCCAUCAAGUCAGCAGAAGGAAAUGUCUUUAUUAUAGACAAUGCUCACAUGCUCUGGAUGGGAUCGAAAGACAAAGUCGACAGUUUCCGAUACGGCAUCAUUGACACCAUUUUCGGUUGCGUUCCAGGAAAUGGAAGAGCCAACCAGUGUGUCCUACUGAUUGGGUAUAAGAAUGAAAUGGAGGAAAUGUUCCGGAAUGUAAAUCCCGGUCUUUCACGACGGUUUCAACUGUCCUCGGCGUUUCACUUCCAGCCAUAUUCAAUCACAGCAUUGGAACGUAUUCUGACCCUCAAGCUGGAAGAAUACCACGUAUCGGCCUCUUACGAUGCGAGAUUGGCUGCAUCAAUGUUGUUUCGGCAUGCCAUCACCUCCCCCCAGUUUGGGAAUGCAGCUUAUGUGGAAGAAGUAAUUCAAUCUGCGCAAGUAUCAUUGGCAGAGCGAUACCUGUCUAAUAGCAGCAUUGAUCGGAAUCAGCUCGAGGCGCAAGACUUUCCCACGGACUGGGAUCGCGCAUUAAACGCAGAAGAAGAAUGCCAGAGGCUUUUUGAGGGCGUUGUUGGGUGUAACCCAAUCAUAUCCCAGUUGCUUGAAGAUACAAAAGUGGCCAGGAAUUGUUUCCUGCGCAAUAUAGACGCACGAGACUACAUUCCCUUUCAUUAUAUAUUCAAGGGACCUCCAGGGACCGGCAAAACAACCACCGCCAGGAAAAUGGGCCGGAUCUUCUACCACAUGGGCAUUCUGUCCAGCACCGAAGUGGUAGAGUGUCCAGUGACCGAUAUGAUCGGGUCGUAUGUUGGACAAACUGGACCGAAAACGCUGGCCCUUUUUGAAAAGGCCGUGGGAAAGGUCCUCUUCAUCGAUGAGGCAUAUCGACUCUAUGAUCAAUCUGCUAGUGGCCGUGAGUUUGCCACAGACGCCAUUGGCGAACUGGUUGGUGCGUUGACGAGCGCCCGAUUCCAGAACAGCCUGGUGAUUAUUCUUGCCGGGCACGGGCCUGGAAUGGAAGCCCUUUUGAGCUCCAAUCCCGGCCUGCGGAGUCGGUUCAAGCGAAUCAUGACAUUUGAAAACAUGGAUGGUGUAGCGUGUACCCAGCUGCUCAUCAACACACUCCGUCAACAUGGUGUCGAUACCGCACCCCUCGAAACCCCAAGUUGCGAAGCAGCACAGCGCUUUACGAUCUAUUGACCUCUCUAUCAAAACUCGAUGGCUGGGGCAAUGCACGCGAUAUCAUUACCAUGGGUGAGAGGAUCUUCCGGGCCAUCAUGACCAACUGUCACGAGACAGAUCCGCUGGUGGCAAAUAUGGAUAUAGUUACCACUACCGUGCGUACGAUGAUUGCAACAAGAGGUGGUCGGCCUCCUGUAUCGCCUCCACCAAACAAUGUUCUCAAACAGACGGGGAAUGACUUAUUGUUCAGGAGUUGGGUGAGAUAAGUGGUGGGGGUCAAGAGAUGCUGAUGAACUGUUUAUAAUAUAUAAAAUAAGUACGCUGUAGCAGUAACGCUUUUGGGAAGGAAACUGUUAAACAAGAAAAUCAAAAUAGAAGACUAUCGUCUGAAUCGUAACUGCUAUAAUCUGUACCUCAUCUAGGUAUUAAUGAAUCAAGUAC
Molecule: messenger RNA, 2383 nt
Organism: Aspergillus wentii DTO 134E9
Lineage: Eukaryota; Fungi; Ascomycota; Eurotiomycetes; Eurotiales; Aspergillaceae
Exons: 3
Coding region: 194-1960 (588 amino acids)
Molecular function (GO): ATP binding; ATP hydrolysis activity
Source: RefSeq, a predicted model, not a curated record